Fundulus heteroclitus (mummichog) is the source of this 791-nucleotide messenger RNA. RefSeq names its product putative selection and upkeep of intraepithelial T-cells protein 1 homolog. Lineage: Eukaryota; Metazoa; Chordata; Actinopteri; Cyprinodontiformes; Fundulidae. The transcript has 5 exons. Bases 102 to 791 code for a protein of 229 amino acids. The record is from RefSeq and is a predicted model, not a curated record.
AGGACUUAAAGAGCUGCUCACAAUUGUGGGCAAUCGUUUAAAAUCAAAAGCUAUUUGCUUUCUUACCAUAACGGAAGAAAUUGGGUUCGAAUUGCCUGGGGAUGUAUUUUUGUCUUUGUUUUAUUUCUUUUUUUGGAGUUCUCCUCUCUAAAGCACAUGCUCAGCCUGAGAAGAUUGAGGCCUUUGCCGGUGGACACGCCAUCCUCCCCUGCAGUUGGAAAAACCCUGCGAGUGAUCACGUUCCAACGGUGGAGUGGUCCAAAGAAGGCCUCAACGACAGUAUCGUCUUCUUGUACCGCGAUGGCUGCGAGACCUUUGGGAUGAAGAAUGUGGAUUUUGAGUUCCGGGCGAGUCUCUUCAUGAAAGAGGUGAAAAACGGGAAUGUCUCACUGAGGAUCUCCAACCUGAGGCUGUCUGAUGCCGGGACCUAUCAAUGUUUGAUCAUCCAAAGUGACAAAACCAGGCAAACAACAAGAGUUGAGCUGGUUGUUGCUGCAGUAUCCGACUUGAAGCUCGCUGUGGUUUUUGAAGAAAAGGAGGUGGUGGCUGUGACAUGUGAUGCAAGCUGCCGUCUGCCACCACCAAUAAUCAUCAUUCAAGAUGAUGAAGGAAAUGACGUCACCGAUAAAGAGCCAAGCCAGCAACAAGACGCCAGAGGAUGUUACGCCACAAGGCAGAACUUCUCUAUGCAGGAUUCUAAAAGAAGGGUCGUCUGCAGAGUCAAGCAGCCACAAACGGACAUGAACAGGACUGUAGAGAUUCUCCUUCCAGACUUUCAAGUGUCUAAGUGA